GCAACAAUGGCACUGUCCUCAACCGGCCUGCGUCACCAUGACUGGUGCGCGUGCUUUGGUCGAGCUGGUUACUCCAUUGGCUGGGUGGGACAUCAAUCAUAUCACCACUCCGGCGAAUUCACUUCCGGGGCAGGUUCACUUCCGCUCGGGGGCUGAAGACCCAAUGAGGAGAUGAAGGAUUGCACUAUACUCCACCAGAGGAUACAGAGAGGAUAGACACUGGGAAUAAAUCUUGACCAUCAACCAAGGAGCAACUGCACAAUUGUGGGAAGACAUCCAGUCCCUUCACAGCAUUGCUCAACACAGAAGGUUGGGCAGUGAAACUAUCAUCUGGAAAUUGGUCGGGUCAGGGGAGCUUUGACAUAUCGGAUCUGAAACUGGUCAGUGGUGUGCAGCCUUCCAUCAGAACUAACCUUUCUGAAAGUUCGGCUGUGGGCGAUUGGUCAGGGUGAGGCUGGGAAGAAGGGUGAGUGGCUUCUGAGUGGUGAGCGCUGCAUUCACUCAUCAAGCCGUGGGAGUCACUGACUCAUUUCUAUUCAAAUGUGAGGCUUGUGCGGAGGGUUAGAGUCCUGACCCCACCAAUCACGCAAGGUGCUUCAGUUGUGCCACUGCGAACACAGGGACAGCCACAUGGAAGAGAAACCAUUCAACUGUGAGGUUUGUACUGAAACUAUAGUGAUGUCCCCGAGACAGAUGAUGCACACCUGGGAAAAAUCCUUCAGUUGUGAUGUUUCUGAAAUGCCUUUCACUCAAUCCUCCCAUCUUCUGUCCUACCCAAAGAUUCAGACAGGGGAGAAAUCAGUGACGUGCAAGGCAUACAAUAGCUCGUUCUCACAGUUAUCGACCCUCCUCAAUCAACAAGACUCUCACACCAGGGAGAAACCAUUCACAUGUGAGGUAUGCCACAAAUCUUUUGCACAGUCUUCAACCCUCCGUGUGCACCAUCGCAUUCACACAGGGGAGAAGCCAUUCACAUGUAACGUGUGCAACAAAUCGUUCUCGCAGUCAUCAAAUCUCCGUGCGCACCAACGCAUUCACACUGGGAAGAAGCCGUAUACGUGUGAGGUUUGUGACACGUCAUUCUCUUACCCAUCAAACCUUCGCAAACACCAAUACCGUCACACUGGGCAGAAACCAUUCAAGUGUGAGGUGUGUGACCAGGCCUUCACGCUCUCUGCGACGCUCAUGACUCACCAGCGCAUCCACACUGGCGACAAGCCAUUCAAGUGCGAGGUAUGCAACAAGUCAUUCUCUCAGUCAUGGCCGCUGCUUGUGCACCAGCGCAUUCACACUGGGGAGAAACCGUUCACGUGUGAGGUGUGUGACAAAUCGUUCACGCGGUCAUCGACCCUCCUGCAACACCGGCGCAUCCACACCGGGGAGAAACCUUUCGUCUGCGAGGUAUGCGAUAAAUCGUUCUUACGCUCAUCGACCCUCCUCGAGCACCAGCGCAUUCACACGGGGGAGAACCCCUUCACCUGUGAGGUGUGCGAGAAGUCAUUCUCACGGUCGUGGACCCUACUCCUCCACCAACGCAUCCACACUGGGGAGAAGCCGUUCACGUGCGAGGUGUGCGACAAAUCCUUCUCUGACUCUUCAAACCUGCGGAAACACCAGCGCAUUCACGCAGGGGAGAAACAGUUAACAUACGAGGUGUGCAACAAAUCAUUCUCUGAGUCACCGUACUUACUGGUCUCACAUGACAUCCAGACAGGGGAGUAACCCUUCAAAUGAGAGGUUUCUGCUGAGGCUUUUGUGACCUCUUCAAUUCUCUUGGGACUCCUUGAGUAUUCAAACAGGGAAGGAGCUCUUCAGCCAUGAUGUUUGCAACAAAACUUUCAGCCACUCCUCUGACAUCCUAAAGCACCAGCAGAUACAACUGGUGAGAAACCAUGGCCUCUCCCACAGGAGAGACCCAUUCAGUGCGAAUUCAGUAAUACUGCCUUUAAUUGGUUCUCAGCUAACAUGGCACACCAGGCGAAGUCGUUCAGGAGGUACACUCCUGUUGAUGUGAGGUCAACCGCACACCAAUUUCUCCACACAGACUUGGAGCUGAGUCACCUGCUUCUGUUGCACUGAGAGUUGUCUGUGUUGUUUACCCUCCUGUGCUGUCACAGGGGACCUGUAUUUCCAAAGCAUCAUCUGCCUCAGCAGGGUCUGUCUCAAAUAUCUCCCACCAUCAUCCAUUCAUUUCAAAAAGGUCAAAUUUAACCUUUUGACUGGAUCACCAAAUGAAGACAUCAAUAUGUACAGAAGGUCCUGUAUAAAUUCAGCGUCCUUUCAGUGCUGUGUCAGGUACAAGGCACUCACUGACUCUCUCUCCCUGACCAAGAAGACAAUCAGAUGCACAGUGGUUAAAAAGAUUUCAGCUUCUGAUUGACCAGUAUGAACUCUGAGAUGAGCAAUUCCUGGGAUAGUAAUGGAAAUACCUCAAUUACCUUUAGUGCCUCUGGCCUAUGCAGGGGGAGAAUGAGCAAGGAAUACCGUUCCUCAUCAGUCAGUCCAGCUGGGAAGUCGGGUAGGGCAGGAUGUGGUUCAACUGUGACAGUCUCCAUUGUCUCACAUCAUUUUACUAUCUGGCUGGCCAUGUGCCAAAUGGCUUCUCAAACCAAGCAGUAGAAGUCACUCAAUGUUCAAGUCAGUAUCUUGUGGAUUGGAGUGAAUGGGAAAGAGGACAUCAACCCCCUACAAAAAUGUGCAUUUAUACAGCACCAAUACAGCAAGACAUCCUGAAGUGUUUAAUGCAGUUACAAUCAUAUAGAAAUUGACACCAAAACAAAGGAGAUAUGAUGGGGGAUAGCACUGCAUCCCUGAGGAUUUCGUCAACCACGAUAUGUGGGUAAUUCAGGAGGAUGUGUGUCAACAUUUUCCAUGCUAUGGCAAGAUGGAAACAUCUCAGUUGUUUGCACAGCCUAAUUUAUCUCUUGAACAGCUACAGUUAUGACAUUCCUGAAGCCAAGGGAAACUUAUUUACCCUGAAAAUCCAUGGGACGAGGGAAUGGACUCUUCACUUGAGCAAACGUCUGCCAGCUUAGAAGAACUCCGCUGGAAUACCAUUGUGACUGCAGGCUUUGUUUUUCGUCUGAUUGCCGGGAUUGGGAUAGACUGGAGGGUAUUUGUUCCCCUUCUCGGUUGUGGUGUUGUGUAUAGAUUGAUCUUAAUGAUAGAGAGGCACUUCAGAAUUAUUCAAAAUGGCAGCAAUUUGUCUAUCAUACUUUCAGCCUCAACAGCUUAGAGAUAAGGCAGGGCAAUAGCAUGGAAAGAAAGAAUAAAAGGAAGCAAUUCCUGCUCGCUCUCUCCUACAAUCCCUUUGGAAAUUGUACCCCUUGUUUCCAAAGAUCUGUGGGUCAGGAAUUGGCCUGGUCAGCCCCAUAAAGAUCAAUAGCAGAAACACCCAACUCUGAACAGGCAUCAUCUAUGAAUGAGGGAGAGAUGAGUUGGGGAUUGUAGUGGUUCUAAAGGUUUAGUUUAAAAGAUAUAUAAGGUGGGAGUAUAGAGAAAAUGUAGAGUUUUGAGGGGGGAGUUCCUGAGCUUGGAAUCUAGACGCCGAAGACCUGGCCAUCAUGAUGACCUGAAGGAAGUGGGGCAGAUAUACUAAAGGCCUGAACUGCAGAGUUCUGAGAGAGGUGGGGCUGGGGUUGGCAGAGAGAGGGAGUGAGGCCAGGGAACAAUUUGUGUUUGAACAUGAGAAUUUUAUAAUUGGAGGUACUGGGGAAGUACGGACUAAUGUAGGUCAGUGAGCACAGCAGUGAUAUCUGAGAGUUAGGAUAGAGAGUGCAGGGUGUGUGAAGUUUCUGGUGUGAGAAGAUGGGAAGCUGGAUAGGAGAGCAUCAGUACCAUGGACAAGGAUUACACCAGGGAUGAACUAUAGCCAGGAGGGAGGGUGUUGAAAUGGGUAAUUUACUUAAACUCAAAUUCCACGACUCUGCACUGAUUGAAUACCUAUUUCUUCACUUGCGACCUUAAUCACUUAAUCAGUAGGAAACAGUGCAGUGAUGUAACUCAGGAAAGGUUUGUUAACUUACAGGAAUAAUACUUAAGUCUACGUAGCAAAUCUAUUGACUUAUCAUGGUUCUUGCUUCCAUAUUCAACCUAAGGUGCAGGUGACACUUAGGCUUUCUUAAUUUCGUCGCUGCUGUUGUCUUCAGCUUCUGGCUUGGACAACAGAUUGUGGUCUUCAGUUUCAAGCUUGACAUGUGCUUUGACCUUUGAAAGAUGGUGCUUUGUUUACACUUUCCAGGCACAACCAUAUGCAGUGAUAUUAUUGAACUGCAGUGUAAAUGAAAACAAACUGGUCAAUUGCACGAAGGAAUCUGUUGCUACAAAGGUUUUGAGUCUGUCAAUCAGCCACUCCGAAUUCAUCACAUCCCUUCGCCUCCUGCUGUAAGGCCAGCAGUGUGCAAUUCUACUCAUGCAGCUGAAUAAGAUCUGUUUUAUGCAGUUCAAUAAAACUCAUCCAAAAUUGUCCUUGGCAAUUUCAACAUCACAGUUCCUGGCAUUGAAGGAAGUCUUAGGAGCCGGGAGUUGGAAACUGCAAUGAGGGAGAUGAAUCCUCUUGGAAUUCAUCUUUUCCAUCUUGGCAUCCUCUAGUACAAAGACAUAGGAAAAAUUCAAGAGCUGCUUUUUUGAUUAGUGCAUCCUCAAUGUGUUACUCCGGGAUGAUUCAAUUCUUCAAAUGAAAAAUGCCCUGGACUCCAAUGUGUUAGGCAUUAUCAACGAAAGAACCAAGCUGACUGCUUUUGAGCAGUUUUUACCAAUUUGGAGAGUUUUGAUGCCACUGUAGACAAGGAAGCAGACGGCAGGCUUUCCAAAGCAUUUAGCAUACUCUAGUAAUGUGUGAAGAAUUGUAAACUCAGUGCAAGGACGAAGCUUUCUGUGCAAAGACAUAAUCCUCACCACCCUCCUUUAUGAUGCCCUGUUAGAGGUUCAGCACUGCAGACAUGUACACCAUAAGUGCUUCCAAUAGCACCACCUCUGCAGCACCCUCUCAGGAUCCACUGUGAGGGUUGCACUACAACCAUUGAAGUCUCGGAAACAAGUAACGUCACCAGUGUUCUGCAAGGCCUACUGACUUAGGUGGGUCACAUUACUGGUCUGGAUAACCAUCACCUGCUCAAAAUUGCAUCGUAUGGGGAGCUGACCAAUGAUACCUUCCUAAAACUGUGAUCUACAAAUGAGUGUUGAAAGAGAGAGAGGGAGGUCCAACUGAGACAAGGCUGGAUUCUCAAUGGUUUCGGGAAUGUGAGAUCAAUCUCUGGCUCUUAAUCACACUUAUUCCUGAUGAGACUUCCCAUUAUCUUCUAACCGUUUCCUAUGAAGUCAAUUAUUUAUUUGACCUUCGCUCUCAUUAGACUUUGUUCUCUUAUUUUUAUAACUUCUCACAAACAGAGUGGCACAUUUUACAAUAUGCUUUUUUACUCAUUUAUUCAGGAGAAGAGGACAUGUACUGUCUUGCCCGCAUGUUUGGUACCAUGAGCCUGUCCUAUCAGACUUAGUUGAUGAGCAUUCUCAUUAUAUCAAAUGGUCACUGAUAGGAUUCUGAUUUAGAGGUCAUCUGCUGGGGAAUGUAGUUACUACAACUGGUGCUUGGAACAAAUUACUUUUUAAACAUUGUGGUAAAUUUGCAUAUAACCUAAAAUAUAGAGAUUGCAAAGUAGAUGAUACUUGAUCUGUAGAGAGUGUGUGUAAAAUAUGUGCAUGAUGACAAUCAGUGUAUGAAAGAUGAGGUGUUGUUGAUAAUUAUACUUCAAGGUUUGGUUAAUGCAUAGUCUUAUGGAAUAAAGGUCAAAAAGAAUUGUACUGUAAAGACUAUUACAGAACAAAACUCUGACAAAUAAUAGUGUGAUAGAGCAAAACAUGGUUUAUCUUCUAAAACACUGCAAAUUAAAACUCGACUAAUGUAAAAUAAAUCUAUUGCUCUUUUUUCAAUUUGCAUAAUAAAUCUUUCUACCUUAUCUCUAACAGCCAUAAUGCCAGGUACUUGUUAAAGGUAUGAUGGCGAUGUAGUAGGAUGAGCAGUUGGAACUCGCUCCUUCAAUCUUGAUAUACUGGAAAUUUUCACUGAGAAAUGGUGAUAUACCUUUAACUAAAGAUGGGUUACCAGCUGAGUCGUGAUAUGUUGUGUAUUUUUUUUUUAAUGAGCUAGAAUUAAACAUAAUACUGUUAACUGAUUAACAUGCUUUGAUUAUUUCAUCAAAUAAAUAAACUUAAACUAACCAUGAAAUGUAAAUUUCUCUCCAAAAAGUUGUGAUCUGGGGGGUCAGAGGCUGAGCUGGAGGUUGAAGAGGAUGACACUGACUGACUGACUAUUUCUUGUUGGAGAUGAGUGGAGAGAAAUUUUAAGAAAUGUGGGAACCGGAGUAAUCCCUUGAGACAGUUACGUCAUUCAGUUAGAUUAUGGCUAAUCCAUAUCUGAAUUCUUUCACACUUACUCCCUUUGCCUAACCAAAAAAUGUUAACAAAAUUAGGACUUGGAGGCAGAUUUUGAAUCAUUGCAAGUGUUUUAUUUUGUUUGGUUGCAAGAUUGUUAUAAGCUGAAUGUAACACUCAUGUUUGUUGUGAUUUAUAACUCAAUAAAUUCUUACACUGUAACCCAGUGUACCUGAUUUGUCAGCACAAUGUCUUCCUGUUCACUGAAAUACUCAGGAGUCUACAUUCGGUGUUCAAAGGAGAUGUGAAAUUGAAGCUUUUUGUCUUGCAUUCAUCAAGACUAAAAUACAAGAAGCUAACUUGAGAAAGGGAGUCCAAUUUGUACAGGAAGAGAAGGUGCUAAUAAAUUGUGCCAGCGUUGGUGAAGAGAUGGAACAAGAACAGUUACUCUUAGUUCUCAGACUGUGCAACUGGAAUCUAAUUGGUCAGGGUAUUGCCAUGGGAAUGUAGCAGAGAUGGGUAGAACCAUGACCCGUUUUCCAUCAAAAAAGGUGUAAUAUUCCUUUAGCCUCUUUUAACGCAGGGUCCUCUGUUUUAAUAUAUGUAGCUUCUGGAUAUGCGCAAAUUCAUCACGUUGCAAGUUUGACUGAAAAAUCUUCAAUUACUUUUUGGUGUAAUUC
This is a messenger RNA of Chiloscyllium plagiosum (whitespotted bambooshark), 7049 nucleotides long. RefSeq lists its product as uncharacterized. Gene Ontology annotation, molecular function: RNA polymerase II cis-regulatory region sequence-specific DNA binding; DNA-binding transcription factor activity. Gene Ontology annotation, biological process: regulation of transcription by RNA polymerase II. The record is from RefSeq and is a predicted model, not a curated record. Lineage: Eukaryota; Metazoa; Chordata; Chondrichthyes; Orectolobiformes; Hemiscylliidae.